Balaenoptera ricei (Rice's whale) is the source of this 805-nucleotide messenger RNA. It is a transcript of the gene GADD45GIP1, whose product is annotated as GADD45G interacting protein 1. The transcript has 2 exons. Gene Ontology annotation, cellular component: nucleus. The coding region runs from base 87 to 755 and encodes 222 amino acids. The record is from RefSeq and is a predicted model, not a curated record. NCBI's taxonomy places the organism in Eukaryota, Metazoa, Chordata, Mammalia, Artiodactyla, Balaenopteridae.
GGCCUCCUCCGGGGCUUCAGCAAACCUCACGCGCAGGCAGCGCCUUGGCCAGCCCGGCCAGCGCGCGAGGACCCCGUACGGCCAAUAUGGCUGCGCCCGUAAGGCAGGCGCGCAGCCUGCUCGGGUUGGCGAUGACCCUAGGCCCGGGCUCCCGCGCCUACCGAGCGCCUCCGCCCCCGCGCCGCUCAAAGGGGCCCUGGUGGCCCGACCCGGAUGACCCACUGACCCCACCCUGGCAGCUGGGGCCGCGCUACGCAGCUAAGCAGUUCGGGCGGCACGGCGCCGCCUCCGGUGUGGCCGCCGGUUCUCUGUGGCCUUCGCGGAAACAGCUGCACGAGUUGGAGGCUGAGGAGCGCGAAUGGUACCCGAGCCUGGCGGCCAUGCAGGAGUCGCUGCGGGUGCAGCAGUUGGCCGAGGAGCAGAAGCUACGAGCCAGGGAGCAGCUCAUUGAAGAGCGCAUGGCCAAGAUGCCACAGAUGAUUGAGACCUGGCAGCGGCAGCAGCAGGAGCGCAGGGAGAAGGAGCGAGCGGACAAGGAGCGGAGGGCUCGGCUGCAGGCUGAGGCCCAGGAGCGCCUGGGAUACCACGUGGACCCGAGGAGUGCCCGCUUCCAGGAGCUGCUGCAGGACUUGGAGAAGCAGCAUCGCAAGCGCCUCAAAGAGGAGAAACAAAGAAAGAAGAAGGAGGCACGAGCUGCUGCGAUGGCCGCUGCUGCAGCCCAGGACCCAGCAGACUCUGCGACACCCAGCUCCUGAGUGGUGUUCUUUCCCAAUAAAACCUGCUGCCUGACAGCCCCACCCCUGAA